This is a messenger RNA of Salvelinus fontinalis (brook trout), 1760 nucleotides long. Its product is annotated as coiled-coil domain-containing protein 85B-like. The transcript has a single exon. Gene Ontology annotation, cellular component: nucleus. The record is from RefSeq and is a predicted model, not a curated record. Gene Ontology annotation, biological process: negative regulation of DNA-templated transcription. Bases 585 to 1184 code for a protein of 199 amino acids. NCBI's taxonomy places the organism in Eukaryota, Metazoa, Chordata, Actinopteri, Salmoniformes, Salmonidae.
CUAAGAAGGCGGUCUAGGCCAAUAUUUAUAGUUGUUCCAUUAUAUUUGCCUAAACUAAACACUCUCUUGAGUACGGAUAUAUUUCUUAAGUGACUUGAGCUGGUUUGUUCCACAAAUCUGUAUGCGCAUUGUUUCCUCUGUCCAAAUAUUACUGCGCGUUUAUCUUUCUGUGGACUGGACUUGAGCGCCACCCUGGCGAAAGUGAGAAAAUACAGUGUAUUUUUACAUCAACAUUAGCCUACUGGUGACGAAUUAUGUUCUUCUUAACUGGCCAUUUUUAAGAGCCAUUUUAUUACGCGCUUUAGAAUAGGCAUCGAUACAAAUUGCAUAAAACGCUACAUAAAACGCUCGUUUCACUUCGUAUCGUGAAAAUUACAAUGACAGAGGCAAUGUGGGCAAAGGCUUGUUUUGCAAGACAUACUCGGUAGCGUUGAGGAUCAGGGCUUCACAAUUUAAAUCAUAAUUUUGUAAGCAUUCCUAUACCUAUUUUAUUACUGUUUAUUUUUUCGCAAAUUGCCAUAUUUUCCAUGCAUAGUCGUUGAGCCGCACUCGCAUGACGCCAAGCCUACAGUAAAUGACACAAAAUGUGCAGCAACAGCGAGAUUGACAAGCGAGAGCUCUCUAAAAUGUCCGACGAGGAUUUGAUGUCAUUCUCCAAAAAAGACAUCGUGGCCAGGUUACGCCAAGAGGAGGCCAACAAGAUGACAGCCCUUAUACAGCGAGGGCGGUUAAUUAAAGAGGUUAAUAAACAACUGCAGGAGCAUUUACUCGAAAUCAGGGAACUCAAAGUAGUCAAUAAUAGGCUUCAGGAGGAGAACCAAGAACUGCGAGAACUAUGUAGUUUCCUUGAUGAUGACAGAAUGAAAAUAAAAACGCUUUCCCGAGAGUGGCAACUUUUUGGACACAACGCUGCCAAAGUGAUGCGUGAGGACGUGGGUGGACAUCUGAAGAAGUUAGCUGAUUUGGAACGAGUGCAAGAUGGAUUGGUAAAGGAGAAUUUCGAUCUCAAGGAACUGUGUGUUGUUCUGGAGGAGGGUUGUGUAAGCAGAGGUGAUUCCAGUCCUGGCGGGUCGUCCGAGUUGAGUUUACAGUAUUUUGUGGCCCGGGACUUUGGAGAUGGAAGUUCCAGCGCUGGGAGCAUCGGUAGUCCAGAUCCUCUUCUAGUCUGUUCUCCCGAUGAAUAAGAUGGUACCAACAAACUUCUUCUAUCAAAUAUAAAAUAUGUUGUUAAUGUCACCUCAGGUCACAUAAAAGGGGAAUGGGUCGUUUUUAUGCUAUGUUAUAGAUUUCUAGCAAAAUAUCACAGGCCACGUUCUUAUCGCGCAUUCAAUAUGACGGGAGCUGACCAUGGUGCUGAAAUAAGCAACAUACUGUACAUCCGACAUGGGAAUGCUUUAUCUCGAACUGUUUUAUAUUGACUGUUGAUGGGAAUUUGUAUUCUUCAGUUCUCUUUUAUUAGUUUGCAUGACACAUGUUCAAUUUUCCCUUGCAGUUUUGUCAUAUUGUUCUUCACACAAAUAGUGUUUAUUUUCCCUCCAUUCAUUCAAUAUCACUUUUCUCUCUGAAUAUCAAAGCAUUAUCUAUCCUAUCCUUUGAGCUGGUGAGCCUUUUCUAAGUCGUGUCUGUGCCCCUUAUAGCAUGUCAUAGUAUUUGUAGUUUAAAAAAAAAGAAUUGUCCAAAACUUUAUUGUAAUUGUGAAAACCCUCAUGUUUUUACACUGUUUUGUUUAAAAGAUGACAAUAAAAUGAUCUGUAACAGCU